Messenger RNA from Dinoponera quadriceps, 966 nucleotides. Its product is annotated as toll-like receptor 13. Gene Ontology annotation, molecular function: protein binding. NCBI's taxonomy places the organism in Eukaryota, Metazoa, Arthropoda, Insecta, Hymenoptera, Formicidae. The record is from RefSeq and is a predicted model, not a curated record.
CAGUUGCGGAUACCGGCGGGAGCGGUCGGCAUCGACAUCAGGAACUCGAGCAUCGCGACGAUACCGUCGGACGCGUUCUCGCAGUACGGCGCCACUUUGGAGGAGCUCAACAUCACCGGAUGCGGCGUGGAGGAGGUUCAGCCGAACGCAUUCAGGGGUCUCAUUAAGCUGCGCGUGUUGGGUCUGGUGGACAACAAGAUCCGCGCGUUGGACGCGUCGUGGCUCGACGAUCUGCCGCGGCUGAGCGCGCUCGUAGUUUGGCGCAAUCGGAUCAGCACGAUCGAUCCGCGUCUCUACGACUCGCUGCCGAAUCUGCAGUUCUGGGACAUCGCGCACAACGAGCUGGUCGACUGCCUGUCGCCCGAGUCUCUGAGGAAGCUGACGAAGCUGCGUAGGAUCUACAUCGCCGGCAAUCCCUGGUCGUACCGGUGUCGCGCCUCGAUGACCUGGUAUUUGGGCAGCAAUCAUAUCCGCUUCGUCCAGAACUGGGGCCCCGCUGAUCUCUUGAUCGAGGAGUGCCUCGCUCACGAGCCGAACGCCGCCAGUGACGACGCCGCCUUGAACGGCUGCGUCGAGCGCAACACCAUCUCCGCUGACACGUUGCCCUACCUGACCUCGAUGGUCCGGGAUCUCAUGAGAAAAGUCACAGAAUUACAAGCCGAUGUCGCCGCUUUGAAGAAGGCGGGAUAAGGUGGACCCCUUCGGCGGCCCCGAGUCUCUGAAGCUGUUUUUGGGUGAUAUGACGAAUGGGAGACAGCAGUGGCAAAUGUGACAUCAGUCGUAGUGUAUGUGUGCGAGCUUUUUAAUCUGUUUGGUACGACUAAGCUUCUUCUUAUCGUCGUUCUGUAGUGAAUGUAAAGUUUCACAAUUAGAAUUGGUUGUAUUUAUUAGUAUGUAGUAAUCAGUAUGCAUAGAACAUUGUAUAAUUGUAUUAAAACAUAAUAUAAAAGACCUAAUCCAAUAAGA